Messenger RNA from Pogoniulus pusillus (Red-fronted tinkerbird), 4502 nucleotides. RefSeq names its product 3-hydroxyacyl-CoA dehydratase 2 (gene HACD2). The transcript has 7 exons. Gene Ontology annotation, biological process: very long-chain fatty acid biosynthetic process; fatty acid elongation; sphingolipid biosynthetic process. Gene Ontology annotation, molecular function: 3-hydroxyacyl-CoA dehydratase activity. The record is from RefSeq and is a predicted model, not a curated record. Lineage: Eukaryota; Metazoa; Chordata; Aves; Piciformes; Lybiidae. The coding region runs from base 123 to 866 and encodes 247 amino acids. Gene Ontology annotation, cellular component: endoplasmic reticulum membrane.
GGGGUGGGCAGGAGACUGCGCAGAGCGCCUCGCCCGCCCCCAAGGUGGCGGCGCAGGCGGAGCCGGGGAGGCCCCGCCCCGCCGUGCGCUGAGAGCGGGCGGAGGCAGCGGAGCGCUGCAAUAUGGCGGCGUCUGGCAGCGGCGGCAGCCGGGCGGAUAACGGCUACGGUAGUCAGCAGCAGCCGCGGCGGAGGAAGGGCCCAGGUGCCCUGGCCACGGCCUACCUCGUUAUCUACAACGUGGUGAUGACAGCGGGAUGGCUUGUUAUUGCAGUUGGGCUAGUUCGAGCAUACCUGGCUAAAGGUAGCUACCAUAGCCUUUACUAUUCAAUAGAAAAGCCCUUGAAAUUCUUCCAGACUGGAGCUUUGCUUGAGAUUCUGCACUGUGCACUUGGCAUUGUUCCCUCUUCUGUCGUUCUGACUGCUUUCCAAGUGAUGUCAAGGGUUUUCCUGACCUGGGCAGUAACACAUAGUGUAAAAGAGGUACAAACUGAAGACAGUGUCCUGUUGUUUGUUGUGGCCUGGACAAUCACUGAGAUAAUCCGUUACUCCUUCUAUACCUUCAGCUUGUUAAACCAUCUCCCUUACCUCAUCAAAUGGGCCAGGUACACAUUGUUUAUAAUACUGUAUCCAAUGGGAGUCUCAGGCGAAUUACUCACAAUAUAUGCUGCAUUACCCUUCGUCAGGCAGUCUGGCUUGUACUCCAUCAGUUUGCCUAACAAGUACAAUUUUUCUUUUGACUACUACACAUUCCUGAUCCUGGUUAUGAUCUCUUACAUUCCAAUCUUUCCUCAGCUGUAUUUUCAUAUGCUACAUCAGAGGCGAAAGGUACUCUCCCACACUGAAGAACACAAGAAGUCAGAGUAAUUUCAACACUUUUCAGAACUUUUCAGACAUCAAAAUGCUGCAGAUUUUCAAUACUCAGCACAUUUAUAAAGAGUAUACCAAGAUAAAAUAAGUCACAGGUAAAAGACCAAUGAUGGGCAAAUAUAUUUGACAAACCUGAUUUCACUGAAAUUCCACGAUGUAAAACAUUUAAAUAAUUUAUAGCUUGCAGUGCUUCAGAAAACUUUUAAUCUUUAUAUGCCAUGGCAUUUAGCCUUUUCCUUAAAUGAUGUGCUAAAUGGUUUUCAUUUCUUACUAAAUGCCUGGAGGUUACAGUAUGAGGGAUGAAGUUGUACCCACUAAAUGCUUGAAUUGGGAGUAUAUUACUGAUACCUCUUUCUUUUUAAAUUGCUUGACUGCAUGCCAGAAACUGUAUGUAUUGCUGUGAAAGCAGAUAAUAUGCUCUGGAGUACUUCAGGAUUUAGUCAGAGAGUCCAGUAGAGAAUAAUCUGGGCAAAGUGCUUGAAUGUAGAAACGUAGGAUGUGCAUUUAAAAGGUGAUGGGAACAAGAGUAGAAAAUCUAUUACGGGAAAUGAGGGGAAUGUGGUUCUGUAGGAAUUUAAGCAGUAGCGUGUCUGACCAGAGCAUGUUUUCUGAAGAUCUUGUUCAAGGUGAUUACUCAAGUCCUCAUGUUAAUUCAGAAGCUGUUGUGCUUAAUCUGAAACACCAGAAGUCUAAGUACUGCAUCCCUGGAUACAUUUUUAAGUAUUAAAAAAAUAAGUACUGCCUGUAUUAAAUAUUUCUAGUGAUAUCAGUAAUGAAUCUAAACAAUAUGAAGAGGCAGGUCACCUAGAAACAGGUGCAGUUUCUCCCUUUUUUACUUUAAAUUAUCAUCUCUAAUCACUGUCCACUGUCUCAGUGGUCCUUUUCUUUCAGUGUUGAGGACUAUUUGGUCUACUGUAGAAUCAUGUGAGGGCCUUGUUCCUCAACCUAACUUUUCUUAAGUGGCUAAUGUGUAUCACUCUGGCACAUCCAAGCUGGCAGUUCCAGGCACUGAGCUUCUGAAGUGUUGCAAAGUCAUAAGCUCCUUCUUUGAAAGCAGAUUAUCUUGUGUGUUACACGCUGCUUUUGCAAAUUGGACAAGCCUUCCCUCAUCUGUUGUUUUGGAAGAGCUGAUGUUUAUAGAAGUUAAAUUUUCCAAGGUGCUAUGAGUUCUCAGACUAAGCCUUCCCUUGGGAAUGUAAAAUAGAAAAUGAAAGAACUGAGAAAACCUUACGGUGAGCCAGGAAGCGCUAGUGCAUCAGCAAGCAGUGCCCCAGGUCAUGAACUAUCUGUUGGAGGGCAGGGGGUGGAGAACAGGAGAGACAAAGAGCAUGGAAAUGAAUAGGUAUCCAAGCAAAGACACAAGGAAAUACAGGUUCUGGCCUUGGCUGUUUGGAAUUGAUAGUCAAAUAGUGCUAUCUAGCACCCAGUCAGAGCCACUAAACAACACAAGGGCUUCUUUUGACUUCCAUCUUGUAACAUGAUAAUUAGUACAUGAAUGAGAUGUGACCACUACCAUGGUACGUGCAAUACUAGUUUUGUGCUGUGUCUGCCAGUGCCUCUCCCUGGACAUGGCCCAUAUCUGUGUCCCUGUUAGUUGUGCUUGACAGAUAGCAGCUCUCACUAAACAUAGCCAGCAAGCACUAAGGGCACAGGCUCUCCACUCCAGCACUUAGAGAGAGAUGGAUUUCCAGUUAUUUUACUUUAUGUUUGUUAGAUCAGUAUUUUUUUUUUAAAAGAAGAGCUUUGGGUUUUUAAGUCAUUUCCUUUGGCUUCAUCAGAAAGUCUGACUGAAUUUUCCUAGCACUCACUAACGCACGUCACCUUUCCUGUUCAACACAAACAGGACUACUGUAAGCAGGGAGAAGUUAAGAAAAAUGAUCUUUGCUUCUAUUUUAAACCUUUCAGAACAGAUAUUAGCUGUAAUCAAAUGCUAAGGCCACAGAGAAUCUCAAAGUGGCUUUGCCUUCAAAGAUGCAGCAAUUUCAUUUCACUUCUCGAUUAGGUUAUGUAAAGCUUUGUUGCAGUGAUCAGAGAAAUGUUGCAUUAAAUUAAACUCAGCAUUUCAAAGUGUGACCUUCCACCUCAGAACAAAACAUCUCCUUUUGCUUAUACUUACUAUCAAAGGAGUUAGUAUUUCUGUCUUCUGAAAGAUCUGGUUUCCUCAUGUACUCAACAACUUGAUUUGAUUUCAGUGUCCAGUAAAAGAUUUGAUUUCAAAUGUGUUGAUCCAGUUUGGAAAAAAGAAAAGAAAAAUGCUGUGAAAUACUCCUAUAGCAAACAAAUCCAUAGUUCUGUUGUUGAGAAGGAUGUAGUACAGAUCUGCAUUAGAUAGCACUGGCACUACAGAAAAGCAGAGAGCACUGCUAGUAGGAAGAACACUUAGGCAACUGAUGUCAUGACUGAAUAAGCUCUAGUAUAGAAUAUUAAAUUUAAAAUAUCAGUGCAGCAUGCACACAAAUGCAAAUUAGAGUCUUUUAAAAGAAAAUUGAGUUACUUUUAAAAGAAGAAAUUGCUUUAAGUAUUAUUAGCAAAGUUGAUUUAAUAACUAUAUUCUGAAGUAUGAAUUUGCAGUUAGUAUGUACAAGAACUACAGCACUUCAGUUUGCAGUGUGUUUUCAAAUUCAGUUUCCGUGGAAGACACUGGAAGGUGAUCUUGGGCAAGCCCUGUAGUGUGAUGCCGUAACGCUACUUGAGUUUUACCCUGAUACUGACUUGGGUCACAUGUGGAUUUUUUUUCUUCCUCGUAAAACAAGAAUAAAUUUCCCCUCAUCUGUCACCAAACUGAUAAUGUGGUUUGAGUGAACUUUGUAGUAGAAGCGUUGAUUAGCACUCUGUCACAAUCUGGAAGUUUUUUUUUCCCCUCCCACUUGGGUUGCAUGUUUUCUGUCUGCAUCACCAACCUUGUGCAGCAGAUAUGUUUUCUGCUUUGGUAGCUUCUGUGUUGUGUGCACUGGUUCAAUCAACAAUACUUUUUAUGUUCUACCUUUGCUGGCUUUGUUCAAGUUAGUCAUUGCCCUCUAAAAGACCAAGGUUCUUACCAGUGUACAGUUUACAACUGGAACUAUAGAAAUGUUCAUAUUGUAAAUUACAGUAAGAUGCAGGUUACAGUGGAGGCAAAUUGUAAUUUUUCACAAUGUGAUGUUUCUAUCAAAGUUUUUUUAAUUAUUAUUUAUCAGUAGAAAGGUUGGCAUUUGUGUGGACCAAUCUGCAGUGUCAUUUUAAAACCUAUCUUUCAGCUUCAAAUUUUCAUGAGUAUGCAUCAAAUCAUACAUUUUGAUGUAUAUUUAUGUCAGUGAAAUUUGGGUGAAAACAGCCAUUUUUGUAUUUUUUUCUAUGUUGUGAAGACUAAAACUGUAAUUUUAUAAGUGAUUCACUAAGAUUAUUAUAAGUUAAAUGUAUUUUUUGUAUAUUUAGGAAUCUGGUAUUACCUGGAGCUCUGAAAGAUUAAGCAUAGACUUCUUAUGCAUGAUUGGAAGAUAUUUCUACUUGGUAAUGCAGUGAAAUGGUUUGUAUGCUAAAAUACUAGUCCAUGUUGUUUCCUUGUGAAAUUGAUUCUGUGCUCUCUGCCUGGAUUUGGCCUACUGAUCAGUGAUACUAAAUGCUAUACUCCAAAUAAAAUCAUUCUAGACAAAA